This is a messenger RNA of Pongo pygmaeus (Bornean orangutan), 5008 nucleotides long. Its product is annotated as amyloid beta A4 precursor protein-binding family B member 1-interacting protein-like. The transcript is spliced from 3 exons. NCBI's taxonomy places the organism in Eukaryota, Metazoa, Chordata, Mammalia, Primates, Hominidae. The record is from RefSeq and is a predicted model, not a curated record. Bases 4512 to 5000 code for a protein of 162 amino acids.
UCAGUUGUUUAUCUUCAGUUGGUGGUCUUCAGUUGUUGGGCAGUGUUGGAAGGAGGAUGAAUCCAUUUGUGCUCUCUCCUCUCCCAGUCACAGCUCUCAGUUCUUGUUGCAUCCAGGCCCUUCUAAAAUAAAGCAGACAGGUGGCAGGAUUUUUUUAGCAGACAAGUCAGCUCAGGGUACAGGGCUGAAGCAGGGUGCGGGAUGCUAGUGCAGUGUCGCCUCAUGGCCCAGGGCUGCCCGUGCCAGCCAUGCCUUUCCCAGGAAGAGGCGAUAGGUGUUGAGCUCUGCAGAGUUGGGGGCAAGCGAAGGCUCAAGCUGCCCCAGAAGAGCAGGGGUGCCCCAUGGGGCCCACACUGAACUGUCGCAUGUGCACCAAAGCCAGCCCCAGUCAGGGCUGGCACAAGCAUUCUUCAGGCCAUCCUGUGGCUCUGACAUCUACGAGUGUGCAUACAGCGAAGGCACAGGCUGCGAUAUACAGGACCACAGGCACCCGGAACACGCUGUCCCCCACUGCCAGCCGCAAUCGGACUAUCUCAGGGUGCGGUGGGUGAAGUUGUCCUGUAGCUCUGAGAUCCAUGAUAUGGAUGUGCAGGACCCCACUGCUUUGGAGGCUGCCCAAUCGACUAUGGGAGCCAGCGAGUGUCCUGACAGCAGCACAUUGGCCACCAGAAGACACCAAAAGGUAGGGAGGUGAUGGAUACCAUUUAGAUACAGGAGCUCCUCUGGCUGCUGAUGGCCCACAUUUGCCCCAGAGGCAUCCAAAGCCUCAGUUUUCUCAUCUAUAAAAAUGUGAUUGUUAUGAGGCUUCCAUAAGGUGUGUAAAAACCAUGGCAAAAAUGUUUGUAAUUUAAAAGAGGGGUUUCUAUGAGGCUUCUAUAAGGUAAGUGUGUAAAAUCUGGACACAAUACCUAUAAUUUAGGUCACUGUAACCUCUGCCUCCUGGGUUCAAGCGAUUCUCCUGCCUUAUCCUCCCGAUUAGAGGCAUGCGCCAUCAUGCCUGACUAAUGUUGUUCUUUUUAGGAGAGACGGGGUUUUACCAUGUUAGUCAGGCUGGUCUCGAACUCCAGACCUCAGGUGAUCUGCUCACCUUGCCUUCCCUAAGUACUGGGAUUACAGGCAUGAGCCACCAUCCCCAGCCAAAAAUUUCAUUCCUUGAUCAACAAACCUGUUUCCAAGGAGAUGCUUGUGGUCUAAAUAUGCAGAUUCCCAGUCAUUACCAAGAAGAAGGGAAUAACUGCAAGGCAACCUCGGAGGGAGUUUAGGAUUGUUCUGAGGCUGUGAAAGCCAUUGAAAUUCACACGUAAGAGGAUAGAGAAAGGGAAUCCACAUGUUUGAUCCCUCCAUGUACUGGGUAUAACUUGGUCUUCGUUAAGUUUGCACCACCUUUGGCAUCAGAGAGAACUGGAUUUGAAUCCCAGUUCCAACACUCAUUACGAUGUGAUCAUGAAUGUGUUUCUAACUCCUCAGAACCUCCCUUUGCUUAUCUAUAAAAGAGGGGAUUCUUAUGAGGCUUCCGUAAGGUAAAUGAGUAAAAAUUUGGGUGGACAAAAUGCCUGUAAUUUAAAAGAUAGGGUUGUUAUGAGGCUUCGAUAAGGUAAGUGUGUAAAAAUCUGGACACAGUGCCUAUAAUUUUGUUAGUGUUCCAUAUAUAGAGAUGGAUUAUUUUUCUCUCAUUUAAGUUCUAGAGUAAGUUUAUAAAAUGGUGUUACUCAUAUUUUUGAAAAAAUCAAACCAAGGAUCACAAAGAUUAAAUGAGUCACCAUAAUCACAAAGCAGUUCACAAUACAUGUCCUGGGUGAUUGCCAGUUAAAAGUAGCAAUGAUGAUCACAUUUAAAAUAGUGAAUUAUGUGGUGCUUUUCUCUUAUGUAAGCCUCUGUUUGUUGAAGCCAUAGAUUCUAAGUUGCUGUAUCAAAAUGAUCACUAGAAAACUGUGAUAUACUUAGUGUAUACAUUUCAGAAAAUGUCUUCUAUUACUCUUGUUAAUUUGAUUGAAUAAUGUGUUAUUUUCAAAAUUGUAAAUGGAAUACGUGUGGAUUGAAUAUAUAUGUAUAUAUAUAUAUGAAACAUGAUUUGUCAUUAUAGUGUAGGCGUAGCUCAUGGCAAUGUGUUUUUCUGAAAGCAGCUGCAGAAAUCUUUUUUUAGUUUGUAAAAAUCUCAGAGGUUAUGGGGGAAAGCGGGGUUCUAUGAAUCCCAGAUAAUACAUGAGGCGGAUUUGGUUUCAGUAAUUUUAGCAUCAUUUAUUGUAAGGUGAUGAUCCCUAGGAACUUCAUCACAGUGAGCAACCUGAAAGCUCCCAGCAGCCAGCAAUAAAUGAGAUGUGGGACAAGUCCACUGGCAGGGCGGGGACCUUAAGAACCUGGUGCUUGAGCUCCCAAUUCCAAGUUGGGGGGACACAUGCAAAGGAUUCUGGGCCUGAUUGUUUCCUCUAACCAGGAUACAGUCUGGUUGGCAGGGCAACUGGCCUUCACUUGGUGGCCUUCAGUGGGUGUCCUCAUUGUUUGCCUUUGGUUAGUGCCCUCAGUUGGUACCCUCAGUUGUUUCUCUUCAGCUGGUGGUCCUCAGUUGGUGGUCUUCAGUUGUUGGGCGGUGGGGGAAGGGGGAUGAAUCCGUUUGUGGUCUCUCCUCCCCAAGCCACUGCUCUCAGGCUUGUUGCAUCCAGGCCCUUCUAAAAUAAACCAGACAGGUUGGCAGGUUUUUUUUUUAGCAGACAAGUCAGCUCAGAAUACGGGGGUGACAGGGGGUGUGGGCUGCUAGUGCACUGCCACCCCAUGGCCCAGGGCUGCCCGUGCCAGCCAUGCUUUUGCCAGAAAGAGGUGAUACGUGUUGAGCCCUGCAGACUUGGGGGCAAGCGAAGGCCCAAGCUGCCUGAGAAGAGUAGGGGUGACCCAUGGGGCCCACACUGAACUGUUGCAUAUGCACCAAAGCCAGCCCCAAUUGACAAAAGGGUUCGCAGAGCCAACCUGUGGCUCUGACAUCUACCAGCAUGCAGACUGUGAAGACGCAGGCCGCGAUAUACAGGAGCAGAGGCGCCCAGAACACGCUGUCCCCCAAUGCCAGCCACAAGCAGGGCUAUCUUAGGGUGUGAUGGGUGAAGCUGUCUUGCAGCUCUGAGAUCCACAAGGCAGAGGCAGCAGUAGCGUUGGACUCCACUGCUUUGGAGGCUGCCCAGUCAAAUUUGGGAACCAGCAAGAGUCCUGACAGCAGCACACUGGCCACCAGAAGACAUCCAAAGGUAGGGAGGCGGCAGAUACUGCUUAAGUUCAGGAGCUCCUCUGGCCAUUGCUGACCCAAGUUUCCCCCAGAGACAUCCACAGCCUGGGGCUCCUUCCUCCUGCCCGGAGUUUGCUUUCCUAUGCCCAGGCCCCAAGCAGGAGGGCUGGCUCUGCCUCAAGUCCUGAUCCCUUCUUCUUUCCCUGCUGUUUCCAGCCGGUUUCUUACUUUCCUCCUACCUACCCCAAUGCCCAGUUCUGUUUCUUCCUCUUCUUCCCCCAGGCUGGCUGAAAACUAAGUUUCAAAAUACAAAAUGCAUGCUACAGAUUUCAUUGCUGUAGAUGAAAUGCUGACAGCUUUUCUAUUUAACUCUGGUUGUUCUCUUCAUUUCUUUAAACGUUAGAAUAAUUAAGCCUCAUGAUAGAUGUGCCUUUGUAACUUGAAAGUACAACACUCAAUUUUCACAAUUAAAAAAAAUUUUAAAUUUUUCUUUUCAUAAAUUUUUGGCAAACAGGUAGUAUUUAGUUAUUGAAUAACUCCUUUAGUGGAGAUUUGUGAGAUUUUGGUAACCAAUCACCCAAGCAGUACACACGGAAUCCAAUUUGUAGUCUCUUAUCUUUCUCCCCCUUCCCACCAUUUUCCCCUGAGUAUGAUUCUUUUUUUUGAGCCUGAGUCUCAUUCUGUCACCCAGGCUGGAAUGCUAUGUCACGAUGUCAGCUUGCUGCAACCCUUGCUUCCCGAAUUCAUGUGGUCCUCCUGCUUCAGCCUCCCAAGUAGCUGGGAUUAGAGGCACGGGUCAUGACGCCCGACUACAUUUUUUGUAUUUUUAGUAAUGACUGGGUUUCACCAAAUUGGCCAGUCUGUCCUUGAACUCCUGACCUCAAGUGAUGCGCCUGCCUUGGCCUCCGCUAGGGCUGCGAUUACAGAAAUGAGCCACCAGAACCCAGCCAAAUAUUCCCCACUGUCUUUUUUUUCUUUUUUUCCUAAUCUCCUAAAGUCAUUCUUUGAGUUGUCAUGUAGAUUAAUAGGUUUCUCAAAUUACUGGAAAACUAGUUGAAGAAAUAAACAGGCAGUUUGUGAAUAUUAAACAGAACAGUGGUGCUGAGCAUGGCUAAAGCAUCUCUGCAUUCACAGCGAGAGGAGCGGAAGACCUUCUGGUGUGGGCUGGGCGGCAAUUAACUUGCAGGACAAACAGCCCAGGUGUGGAGAGGCGGCCACCCUUGGCGGGAUCCUUUCUAAGCAGCUGAGAAAUCAAUGUAGAGCUUCUUCUGUCUGAUUCUGUAACAACUGCAAACCUUCCAUGAGUCAAGCUUUCUGUCAAAAGGACAAAUUAAAAGGACCUAUAAAAGGCAUCACCCAGCCCAAUGGACAGAUGCCCCGGGCUGCACAUUCUGUCAGUGCUGUUCUGGAAAAGGCCCAAACACAUGCUGAAACAUCGAAGGAUAAGAAGCCAGCCCUCGGGAACCGCCAGGAGCGCCCCGGGUCCCGCAAGGCCCCAAGUCCAGCCUGCCCCGCCUCCUCUGGUGCAGAGGUCCUGGGACACCAGAAGCAGCCCCGCCACGCUCCCCAAGGCCAAGAACACAGGUGGCAGGGGCUUCUCCGCCCUGCCAGACGACUUCCUGCCGCCACCUCCACCGCUGCCACCCCUGGACGACCCAGAACUCCCGCCGCCCCUGGACUUCGUGCUCCCUCCCCCCGCGGUCGCCAAGAGGCCUCCUAUGCCCCACCCCCGCAAGAGACACGAAGAAUCAAUGUUCAGAAGCAGCAAAUGAAUAAAAUAAAUGAAUAAAAGUUAAA